Nicotiana tabacum (common tobacco) is the source of this 649-nucleotide messenger RNA. The record is from RefSeq and is a predicted model, not a curated record. NCBI's taxonomy places the organism in Eukaryota, Viridiplantae, Streptophyta, Magnoliopsida, Solanales, Solanaceae.
CUAGAGUCUAGAAUACGAAGGGAAUAUCAUUUUGCUCCUAAAGGAACGAGGGGGAGUAGCAGGCACAGACUACGAUUGACGACACAUCUGAAUCGUCCUCAGCGGUGAACUCGAUCAUGGAAGCUACCUCCCAAACCCUAACGAAACUUUCCGACAUCAGUAGGCACCGAUUAAACGUCGACGAAUUUAACGACGCAAAAGACGUCGACGGCGAAGAGGAAGAGUAUGACACGGAGGCUUGGGAAAUGCUUACCAAGUGUUUCCGAGAGGUUCAAUCUGUUCUUGAUCGGAACCGAACUCUUAUUCAACAGGUGAACAAAAAUCAUCAAUCAAUGCUUCCAGAUAAUCUGGUGAAGAACGUAGCUCUUAUUCGAGAUAUUAAUCAUAAUAUCUCCAAAAUUUCUCGCCUUUACUCUGAUCUCUCUGUAAAUAUCUGCAAUAUCGUACGUCAGCGACGGGCAUUGGAUUUGUUGGAAUCUAAGAAUCGCAACGGCAAAGCGGAGAGGCGCUGAAUCCUGUCUCAAUUCACUUGAUGACUCCGAACUCGGUAAUCUCGAUUACUCUUUGUUUUCCCUACUAGUAAGAUUUAGUGUAUUUAUCAGGUGCUAUGAUCAUUCUUAAUAAAUAAGAGUUGUAUGUGUUGACUCAU